Messenger RNA from Nicotiana tabacum (common tobacco), 1623 nucleotides. RefSeq names its product cytosolic sulfotransferase 17-like. The record is from RefSeq and is a predicted model, not a curated record. Gene Ontology annotation, molecular function: sulfotransferase activity. Lineage: Eukaryota; Viridiplantae; Streptophyta; Magnoliopsida; Solanales; Solanaceae.
UUUUUGGAGAGUUUCAGCCGCACACUUGAUUAAAAGGUUGAGAUGCAACGACAAUGGGUUGGAACCUUCUGCUGCUUUGGAUCUUCUUGAUGUACUUUCCCGAUAUCUUUAGCAAUUCUAAUAGCAUCAGCAGUAGCAUCAACCAGUCGCCUUCCUCUCCUAAAAACCAGCAAAAAUAGUCCAAAAUCCAGCUCGAAAAAUAGCCAAAAACAACCUCGAAAUCAACCGGAGUUCAGCGGUCUAGUUCGAGUUUUCCAGCGAGUUUCCAGGCUGUCGGAGAGGCGGUUCUGAGGUCAUUCGAGGCGAUGAGGUCGUUGGAAAGCAUUUCGGUCCAGAGUUGUCUAAUUUUCGAGUCGAUUGUAACUGAGGCUCAAAUUCAACCCAAAGAUGGAUAGCUCGGAAUCUCUCGAGGAGUUACUUAUGAUGAAUAGCGAGGAAUCUCUCGAUGAGUUCCUUCAGUCCAUACCAAAGGUACACCGGUGGGGAAAUAACGAUCUCGUAAAGCUUAAUGGUGUCGGGAUUGAUCCCAAAUAUGUGCCAAACGCAGUUCGAGCUCUAAAUGACUUCAAGCCACUUCCUAAUGAUGUAAUUCUGGCCUCUUUUCCAAAAACGGGCACUACAUGGUUAAAAUCUCUCCUCUUCUCCAUCACCUAUCGCUCUUUUAAAGAGUCAUUAGCCAAUAUCCACCCACAUGUACUUGUUCCUACGAUUGAGGUCCAGGGUUUUGAAGGAUUUGAAUCAUCAACUCAUGAUUCAAGGAGGCUCUAUGCAACCCAUACUCCGUACCAGAUUCUAGGCUCAACUCAUGAUUUAUCUAACUGUCGAAUAAUUUACAUUACAAGAAAUCCAAAGGACACGCUCAUAUCAAUGUGGCAUUUCACAAAUAAAAUGAAGGAUGCAGAUGGAUCGUUACCCCUUGAAGAGGCCAUAGAGAAUUUUUGCUCUGAAAUAAUUCCUUGUGGGCCUUAUUAUGACCAUGUUAUGGGAUUUAAAACGGCAAGCUUGGAGAAACCUGAAUAUAUUUUCUUUAUAACUUAUGAGGAGCUAAUGGAAGACACAAAAACUCAUGUCAAGAGAUUGGCUGAGUUUCUCGGUUGCCCAUUUGACAAAGAGGAGGAAGUUGAGGAGGUAGUGAAGAAUUGCAGCUUCGACAUUCUGACCAGCCAUGAAGUGAACAAAUCUGGGGAUUUUACUUCUUGGUUUCCAGUUCCUUUCAGUUCUUACUUCAGACAACGUAACAUUGGGGAUCAUAAAAGCUAUCUGGACGCUAAAACAAUUGAGCAUAUUGAUGCACUGACAAAAGAAAAGUUUCAUGGAGCUGGUUUCAUGUAUGGCAUUUAACAUUUGGUUCUACUUUUUUCUUUCAGAUUCUUCUUCUUUUUUUUUUUUCGUUGGUAUUUUCUGUUUUUCUCUUUCUUUUUAGUUUUUCAAGUACCUGAUUGUAGUAAUUCCUCUCAGUCCAGUUUCUUUCCUUUCAGAUUUCCUUUUCUCUAUUGCUGUAGUAAUUUCUUGGAGCUGGUAAUGGUUAUUCCUCCAAGUUUCCAGCGCUGGUGAAUGUUAGCCCUCGCUGCGUGCAGACCAAGAGCAACAAAUUUAAUCUGCUAUUAUUCUAUGAGGAUAGAA